Molecule: messenger RNA, 1013 nt
Organism: Paramecium pentaurelia
Lineage: Eukaryota; Ciliophora; Oligohymenophorea; Peniculida; Parameciidae
Source: the annotation of a GenBank genome assembly
AUGCCAUUGUUAUCUAAAGAAAUUCAAUACGGUCUUGUUGCAACUUUUGCGUAAAAUGUUCAAAUCUAUUAUUUAGUGUUGGUUUAGGUACACUCAAAGUUGCUUAAAGACCAUUUGAAACUUGUAUUGGAUAUAUACUCUCUUUAGGAUCAUUAGUGUAAAUUUACUAUCUAUAUAUUAGAAUAUUAUUAGGGUGGGACAAGUUACCAUUCAAUUAAACUAAUGUUAAUACUAAUUAGGAAUUAACCAAAGAAGAAUUGUAUGAAAGAAGAAGAUUAUUGAAAGAAGAAAAAAAAAAAUAAAAACUUAUUGAAGCAUAAGAACUAAAAAAACUAUAAAAAGUAGAAAGAUUAUCAUCUGAAUCUCCAGAUAAGAAAUCUCCAGAAAGAGCAUCUUCACCAUCUGAAAGUGAAGGUGAAAAAAAGAACUAAUAAAAUAAUAAAAAAGAUGAAAAGAAUUAGUAAAAUACUAAAACAAAUGGUAAAUAAUAAUCUAAAUAAUCAUAAUAAUAAGCUCAAUAAUAAUAACAAUAAAAUAAAUCAUCAAAAUAAAAAAAUUAACAACAAGUUUAAACAUAAAAAACUAAAUCUACAAAUGAUAAAUUAAAACCAUAACAACCUGAAGAUGAUGAUGAAGGAUGGGAAGAAGUUUAUGAUAAAAAAUAGAACAAAAAGACUUAAUAAUAAAAAUUAUAAUAAGAAGAAUAAGCUAGAUUAUAAGCUGAAGCAAAAGCUGCUGCUGCAUUAAAAUUAAAAGCUGCAGAAGAAGCUAGAAUUGCUGCUGAAUUAGCUGCUAAAGCUGCAGAAGAAGCUGCAUUAGCUGCUAAAUAAUAAAAAGGGUAAUUUAACUUCUUAAAUUUUAUAGAUCCAAAGCUAAGAAUACAUAAGCUAAUAAGAAAUAAGAAGAAUAAAGAGAUUAAGAGUAUUUAUUAUUUUAAAUUUAGUGAUGAUGGUUGGGUCUAAGUUGAUUCAUAACAAAAAAAAUAGAAAGGUGGCAAGAAGAACAAAUGAGUU